AUGAAAUUGCCCUUUGCUUCAUCGCAAAACAAUCUUAAUUCUAGCAACGUCAAGCAGCAAGUUGCCGGUGGUGGUAUUGGAAGUAAUCGAUACGAACCGAAAUCGGUGCUCGACGUGCGACGGAGUCCACCUAGUCCGAUUACUGGUAAGGCGUCGGAGUUCAAUUCGGUUGAUCAUAAUAUUGUUGUGUUUUCGUCGGAGGAGGAACAGUUGCCGUUGGAUAAUAUUGAACAUGGAAUGAUCCAUCAGUUUGAAGAAUGGGAUUCUCUCAUGAAGGAAUUGGGUCUUCAUGAUGAUUCUACUAAAUCUGCUUACCCUCUUGAUCUUCCUGAGCUGCCUCCGAUACACACCGAAUCGGCUGCUCCGGCUACGGCUCUGUUCUUUCACUCGGAUUUCGAAAACUUGAAUCCGAAUCUUAACGGGCUUGAUUUUAUGAGUCAGGAUGAUGACGAUAACAGUAAUAACAAUGGAAACGGGUUUGAUUUCGUGGAUGAGUUGAUCCGGAUCGCUGAGUGCUUCGAAACUCGUUCUAUCCAACUAGCUCAAGUGAUAAUGACGCGACUCAAUCAGCGCCUCCGUGCACCUACCGGAAAAGCGCUUCAGAGAGCUGCUUUUUACUUCAAAGAAGCACUUCAAUCUCUACUCACCGGGCCAACUCGGAUGACUCAAUCUUCUUCGUCGUCAGAGAUUGUACAAUCGAUUGAAGCGUACAAGACGUUUUCAAACGUUUCGCCGAUUCCGAUGUUCUCUGACUUCACCGCGAACCAGGCGAUGCUGGAGGCGGUGGACGGUGCGAUGAUCGUGCACGUCAUCGAUUUUGACAUCGGCUUGGGCGGACACUGGGCGUCGUUCAUGAAAGAGAUCGCGGAGAAGGCAGAAGGUCGAAAGGUUCAUUCACCGGCUGUCAGAAUCACAGCUAUUAUUCCGGAGGAGUACGAAAUGGAAUCAAAAUUGAUCAGAGAUAACCUCUGGCAGUUCGCUCGUGGUCUAAAACUCCGAUUCGAUAUAGAUUUCGUGUCGUUUCGAACUUUCGAGUACUUGUCGUUCAAAGCGAUUAAGUUCAUGGAGGGAGAGAAGACGGCAGUUCUCCUCUCGUCAACGGUCUUCCACCGUAUAGGCGCCGGUUUCAUCAACGAUCUCCGGAGAGUUUCGCCACAUGUUAUCGUUUUCGUCGACGGCGAAGGACUGAUGGGAAGCGAAACGUCGUUCUUCCGUCAAACGGUAAUCGACGGGCUAGAAUUCUACUCAACGCUGCUAGAAUCGUUAGAGGCGGCGAACAUUGGUGGUGGCGGAGGGAGUGACUGGAUCAGGAAAAUUGAGAUGUUUGUGCUGCUGCCGAAGAUAACUGCGGCGGUGGAGGCGUCGGGUCGUCAUGUGCCGUCGUGGAGGGAGGCGUUCAGUAGGGCCGGCAUGAGGCCGGUGGGGCUGAGUCAGUUCGCUGACUUUCAAGCGGAGUGUUUACUGAGGAGGGUACAAGUCAGGGGGUUCCACGUGGUGAAACGGCAAGCGGAGAUGGUGUUGUGCUGGCAUGAUAGGCCCCUCGUUGCCACGUCAGCAUGGAGGUUUUAA
This is a messenger RNA of Lactuca saligna, 1569 nucleotides long. The record is from the annotation of a GenBank genome assembly. NCBI's taxonomy places the organism in Eukaryota, Viridiplantae, Streptophyta, Magnoliopsida, Asterales, Asteraceae.